Australozyma saopauloensis is the source of this 4260-nucleotide messenger RNA. RefSeq lists its product as uncharacterized. The record is from RefSeq and is a predicted model, not a curated record. NCBI's taxonomy places the organism in Eukaryota, Fungi, Ascomycota, Pichiomycetes, Serinales, Metschnikowiaceae. Bases 1 to 4260 code for a protein of 1419 amino acids. The transcript has a single exon.
AUGCGUUUCUCAGUACUUGUUUUGGCACUCACCGCUGCGGUAGUGCAUGCUAGCCCCAUCGUAGUCCCAGUUCAACCUCCAAAUGGAGGUCCAACCCCAAAUGGUCCAACUCCAAAUGGAGGUCCAACUCCAAAUGGUCCAACUCCAAAUGGAGGUCCAACUCCAAAUGGUCCAAGUCCAAGUGGUCCAUCUCCAAGUGGUAAACCAACUCCAGGCGGAGGUACCGAUGCAACCAACUGUACUCCCUCUAAGGUUCUAGGACCUGGUUUUAACGUCACAUUCUAUGACUACCCAUACAAGGACUAUCCUAACUCCGACCAAGGUUGGCAAACAGGAUGGUUUGAGGGUGACUACAAGCUUCUUCCGGUCACUGGACAUGCCUCUGGAGUCACCAACAUCAACUUUUCAGACCAAAAUGUUCCCGUUGGUAUUAUUCCUGGCACAGUGUAUGGACAAACUGUGAACAUUUCUAACUUCGCCAUGGAAUUGAGUGGUUUCUUCAAAGCCAACGUCACUGGUACUUAUACUUUCGAAUUGAAGGCUGACAAUGGUGCAUCUCUUCAACUUGGUGCUGGACAAUCUUGUUGUAAUGAUGCAGGUGGAUCUGUUGGUGGAAACUUCAACAUUUACACAUUGGGACCAUACGGUGGUGGAGGUGAUGUCAAUGCUCCAACUAAUUUGCACGUUGCCUCUUUCCAGCUUGAAGCCAACAGAUACUACCCAGUCAAGAUUGUCUACUUCAACUGGUACACCAAUGCUGGUCUUUACCUUUCUUACCUCGAUCCUAACAACAACAAUGUCACUAACUUUGCUGGCAUGAUUAAUCAGCUUAAAUUCGACAACAGUGUUUGUGUCACUUCUGUCACCAGCUACUGGGACAGCUCCUUCACUUCAACCACUACUGCCACUGGUGUUAGCACCAACACUGUGAUUGUCGAGGUUCCUCAUAUGACCACCACCACUACUACUACUUGGGGUAACUCUUACACCUCUACCACUGUCCGCACUGGUAAGACCACCAACACUGUUGUGGUUGAGGUUCCAACUCCAACUGUCACCACCACUUCUUACUGGACUGAGAAGACCACUGGCUCUACUACUGUCACUACAGGAAAGGACGGCACUCACACCCUUGUGAUUGAGGUCCCAAAGAACACUACCACCACCACUACUACUUGGGGUAACUCUUUCUCCUCGAGGACCACUGCUACUGGUUCGAUCACCGACACUGUCAUUAUCGAGGUCCCUCAUCCAACUGUCACCACCACUUCUUACUGGACUGAGAAGACCACUGGCUCUACUACUGUCACUACAGGAAAGGACGGCACUCACACCCUUGUGAUUGAGGUCCCAAAGAAUACUACCACCACCACUUUUACUUGGGACAAGUCCUAUGAUAGCACACGUACCUUUACCGGUUCUAUCACCGAUACAGUGGAAAUUGACGUAACUUCUACCAAGCCAAGUUCAUCUGCUAAGCCAUCUUCCAGCUCUGUCAAGCCAUCUUCCAGUUCCGUGAAGCCAUCUUCCAGCUCUGCUAAGCCUUCUUCUAGCUCUGCUAAGCCUUCUUCUAGCUCUGUGAAGCCAUCUUCUAGCUCUGUGAAGCCUUCUUCAAGUUCUGUCAAGCCAUCUUCCAGUUCCGUGAAGCCAUCUUCCAGUUCCGUGAAGCCUUCUUCCAGCUCUGCUAAGCCUUCUUCUAGCUCUGUGAAGCCAUCUUCUAGCUCUGUGAAGCCUUCUUCAAGUUCCGUGAAGCCAUCUUCUAGCUCUGCUAAGCCUUCUUCCAGCUCUGUGAAGCCAUCUUCCAGCUCUGCUAAGCCAUCUUCUAGCUCUGUGAAGCCAUCUUCCAGUUCUGUCAAGCCUUCUUCUAGCUCUGUGAAGCCAUCUUCCAGCUCUGUGAAGCCAUCUUCCAGCUCUGCUAAGCCAUCUUCCAGUUCUGCUAAGCCAUCUUCCAGUUCCGUGAAGCCUUCUUCCAGCUCUGCUAAGCCUUCUUCUAGCUCUGUGAAGCCAUCUUCUAGCUCUGUGAAGCCUUCUUCCAGUUCCGUGAAGCCAUCUUCUAGCUCUGCUAAGCCUUCUUCCAGCUCUGUGAAGCCAUCUUCUAGCUCUGUGAAGCCUUCUUCAAGUUCUGUGAAGCCAUCUUCCAGCUCUGUGAAGCCAUCUUCCAGCUCUGCUAAGCCAUCUUCCAGUUCUGCUAAGCCAUCUUCCAGUUCCGUGAAGCCUUCUUCUAGCUCUGUCAAGCCAUCUUCUAGCUCUGUGAAGCCAUCUUCAAGUUCCGUGAAGCCAUCUUCUAGCUCUGCUAAGCCUUCUUCUAGCUCUGCUAAGCCUUCUUCUAGCUCUGUGAAGCCAUCUUCUAGCUCUGUGAAGCCUUCUUCAAGUUCUGUCAAGCCUUCUUCUAGCUCUGCUAAGCCAUCUUCCAGCUCUGCGAAGCCAUCUUCUAGCUCUGUGAAGCCAUCUUCCAGUUCCGUGAAGCCUUCUUCUAGCUCUGUCAAGCCAUCUUCCAGUUCCGUGAAGCCAUCUUCCAGUUCCGUGAAGCCUUCUUCUAGCUCUGUGAAGCCAUCUUCUAGCUCUGUGAAGCCUUCUUCAAGUUCCGUGAAGCCAUCUUCUAGCUCUGCUAAGCCUUCUUCUAGCUCUGUGAAGCCAUCUUCCAGCUCUGCUAAGCCAUCUUCUAGCUCUGUGAAGCCAUCUUCCAGUUCUGUCAAGCCUUCUUCCAGCUCUGCUAAGCCUUCUUCUAGCUCUGUGAAGCCAUCUUCCAGUUCUGUCAAGCCUUCUUCUAGCUCUGCUAAGCCAUCUUCCAGUUCUGUCAAGCCUUCUUCCAGCUCUGUGAAGCCAUCUUCCAGCUCUGUGAAGCCAUCUUCUAGCUCUGCUAAGCCUUCUUCAAGUUCCGUGAAGCCAUCUUCUAGCUCUGCUAAGCCUUCUUCUAGCUCUGUGAAGCCAUCUUCUAGCUCUGCUAAGCCAUCUUCCAGUUCUGUCAAGCCUUCUUCUAGCUCUGCUAAGCCAUCUUCCAGUUCUGUCAAGCCUUCUUCUAGCUCUGCUAAGCCAUCUGGAUCUUCUAGUGUUCCAUCUUCCAGCUCUGCUAAGCCAUCUGGAUCUUCUAGUGUUCCAUCUUCCAGCUCUGUGAAGCCAUCUGGAUCUUCUAGUGUUCCAUCUUCCAGCUCUGUGAAGCCAUCUGGAUCUUCAAGUGUUCCAUCUGGAUCUUCUAGUGUUCCAUCUGGAUCCUCUUCUGUUCCAUCUGGAUCUUCUAGUGUUCCAUCUGGAUCUUCUAGUGUUCCAUCUGGAUCUUCUAGUGCUCCAUCUGGAUCUUCUAGUGUUCCAUCUGGAUCUUCUAGUGUUCCAUCUGGAUCCUCUUCUGUUUCAUCUCAAUCUUCUAUCGUUCCAUCCUCCACUUCUGAAGGAUCUUCUUUCGUUCCAUCCUCGACUUCAGAGGUCUUUUCCUCGUCUCUUGAGCCAACUUUCCGGUCUUCUCUGAGUUUCACUGGAUACCACAACACUUCUUCCACGAUUGUACCAACCGGUAGUGGCGACUCAUCUACCCAGAUUCCAUUCCCAACUACCGAAGGUCCAGUUCCAACUACUCAAGGUCCAGUUCCAACUACCCAAGGUCCAGCCCCAUCUUCAACUGUUGUGACAUCCUUCACUUCUUUCACCACUGUUGUGACUCUCACUUCUUGUGCUGACAAGAAAUGUACCCCAGUUACUUCCACAUUUACGAUUAAGACUGCCACCACCGUGACUGUUCCAUGUAGUACCAAUGCCACUCCAACCACUGUCGUUCCAGGUACUCCAGGUACUCCAGGUACUCCAGGUACUCCAGGUACUCCAGGUACUCCAGGUACUCCAGGUACUCCAGGUACUCCAGGUACUCCAGGUUCUGGUUCUGGUUCUGGCUCUGGCUCUGGUUCUGGUUCUGGUUCUGGCUCUGGCUCUGGUUCUGGUGCUCCUGGCUCUGGCUCUGGUGCUCCUGGCUCUGGUUCUGGUGCUCCUGGCUCUGGCUCUGGUGCUCCUGGCUCUGGCUCUGGUGCUCCUGGCUCUGGCUCUGGUGCUCCUGGCUCUGGCUCUGGUGCUCCUGGCUCUGGCUCUGGUGCUCCUGGCUCUGGCUCUGGUGCUCCUGGCUCCGGUUCUGGUGCUCCCGCUUCGAGUUCCUCCAGCUCUCUCGCUGGCUCGCCAACUUCUAGUCCAGCAAUCACCACAUACGCUGCAUCUGGUUCUAGAUCUUUCGUUUCGACUUUCAACAUUCUCUUUCCUUUGGCUCUCUUGGCUCUUUAA